AUGAUAUUCGAGCGGCCGCAAAAAGCGCGGGAGGCGCGAGAAAGCGACCGAGGCGCGCCGCUUAUAAGCGGCCAGGCCGGCCCCAGCGCUCCAAUCGCCGUCGACCGCUCCUCGCCGACAACCAUGAUGAAGCUGGUCCUGACAGUGCUGCUGCUGGUGGCGCUGGCGCGAGCACACCCGCGCUUCCUGGCCAUCCCGCUGGACGGCGUGGACGUGGUGGAGGUGGCGGAGCCCCUGGGCGCCCCCGGCUGGCAGGUGGUGGAGCUGGUGCCCGGGCCCAGCAGGGUCGCCCGGGAGGCCCCGGGGGCGAGCGAGGAGGCAGGACGAGUGCAGCGCGGGGCACACCACCACGACGACGGCCACGGCCACGACUACGUAGACUACGGAGCGCACACCGGCCACCACGGCGCCUACGGCUGGUACGCAGACUUCCCCGUCAUCAAGCACUGA
This is a messenger RNA of Bacillus rossius redtenbacheri, 450 nucleotides long. RefSeq lists its product as uncharacterized. Bases 1 to 450 code for a protein of 149 amino acids. The record is from RefSeq and is a predicted model, not a curated record. Lineage: Eukaryota; Metazoa; Arthropoda; Insecta; Phasmatodea; Bacillidae. The transcript is spliced from 3 exons.